UAGAGCCACUAGAGCAUAGAAAGCUUUGCGGAACUGCUACGGCAUUGCUAAAUAUAACACGGGCGGUUCGGCGAUCCUACGUUUUACUUGCGCCCAUCGCAAUGUGUUCUCUAACACAUGUCAAACACAAAUGCCUUCGUUUACUCAACAACAAGCAGGCAAAAUGACAAAAAGAAGGCAUACAAACAUCGACGGUGACGGCAUAUGCUUCCAGAUUUACGCUGGCCUGCCGCACGAAUCGCCCUUUCGAAACACACUGUCGCACGUCCGUGCUUUCUGUCACAUCGUGGAGCUAAUCUUCACCCAGCUGACGGCGCCGACAACGCGGAAUAGUACAGUACGUACAACCGCUACAGACGAUAGCGCUGGAUCUUAUCAGGACCAACAGCGACCCUGUGUUUUCCGCGCCGCCGAACUUGGAUAGCUUCAACGUGCGAGUGGCCGCUCCGCCUUCGUCAUCUCGGAAGUCAGCGCUGCUGCGGUGAUAUAUAUGUUGACCACAAAGAAGCAUAACUGCCCGGAGCGAUUUGCGCAGAACCUUAGCGCACGGCGGCAGGGCUGGAAUACACAGCGGCAAUCCGUUCCUCUUUAUUGUGCAGGGCGAAGCCAUGGCCAAAGCUGAGCCUGAGAAGUACCCGCUCGAUCUGAACGUCGUGCAGAGCUUGGACCUGAACAAGAACGGCUUGGAGGCGUGCACGCUGUCCGAGGCCCUGGCCGCGGGAUACAAGAACGCAGCGCACGCCAUGCUUUGGGCUCCAACUGACACGGUCGUCUUGCGGCGCUACCGGCAGAAAGCCACGAUUUUGGCGGUGGUGCGCUACGACGGCUACCUGGGCUUCCCCGGAGGCCUGGUGGACCCGGGGGAAAGUCCCGUUCAGGCCGUGAACCGCGAGCUGCGCGAGGAGUUGAACGCGGACGCGUCCCGGAUCUCGCCCACAGAGAGCGACCACGUGAUCAGCUUCAGGCACAAGGAGCGCCGCUUCGCGUACCACUUCUACGCGCUGCGGCUGACGGCCGAGGAGCUGUUGGCCACUGAGCGCGACGCCAUCGGCAGCCGGGAGCACGGAAACGAGACGCUGGGCAUCCUGCGCGUGCCCCUCUACAGCAUGGCCGACGGUGUGGGUGGCUUCCCCGUGUUGCUUGCACAGCGCUUCGCCGGCUGCGCACGUCAGCAGCUUCUCUACACCAUCGUCAGGCUGGGUUUGCUGGACGAGGCCGCGGCGCGCACUGCAAUCGCCCAGAGUGAGGCCGCGUUUAGCUGCAAGAGGAAGUAGUCGUUUUUGCCGGAUAAUUUUACGCGCAAGCUGCGGUGCCUUAUUGAUAGUGACGCCAGUGGGUAAUAAAUCCUGCCUGAACUGAUCGACGUCAUUCUCUCCAAUGACGCUAAAGCGAACGAAUGUCACGCGCACAGGCUUCAGAAUUAAAAAAGUUGCUGUA
Rhipicephalus sanguineus (brown dog tick) is the source of this 1437-nucleotide messenger RNA. Its product is annotated as U8 snoRNA-decapping enzyme. Gene Ontology annotation, cellular component: nucleus. Gene Ontology annotation, molecular function: snoRNA binding; phosphodiesterase decapping endonuclease activity. The transcript has 3 exons. The coding region runs from base 609 to 1274 and encodes 221 amino acids. The record is from RefSeq and is a predicted model, not a curated record. Gene Ontology annotation, biological process: sno(s)RNA catabolic process; mRNA catabolic process. Lineage: Eukaryota; Metazoa; Arthropoda; Arachnida; Ixodida; Ixodidae.